This is a messenger RNA of Erythranthe guttata (spotted monkey flower), 1631 nucleotides long. Its product is annotated as Pleckstrin homology (PH) domain superfamily protein. Gene Ontology annotation, biological process: intracellular transport. The record is from RefSeq and is a predicted model, not a curated record. NCBI's taxonomy places the organism in Eukaryota, Viridiplantae, Streptophyta, Magnoliopsida, Lamiales, Phrymaceae.
GCACAAUCAACGGCUAUUAUACACCGCUCCCUCCCAGUAACUAAAAUAUUUAAAUAACAAUAAAAUAACAAAAAGGUUAAAAAGAUAAUUUAAACAUAAAAAAACAGAGAAAAAAGGCAACAUAUUUUUCCUUCUUCCGCUUCUUUUACAGUCCUUUUAAAACCCUAAUAAUGGCGUAAAAUCCUCAAAAUUCAGAAGCCACUCUUCCCAAAUAAGCAAUCAUGAGAGGAACGAAGCGCUCGGCAAUCUCCGAUUCAACUCCUAUCUUCAAUAAUUCCAACGAUUCCUUUAUGCAGAGCAAGAGAGUAACAAUGGGAUCGCCGUUCGAUCCACAAAAGGCAGAGCCGUCAAUUAGGCAGCCGCCAUUGGAUACACAGAGAGCUGAAUCGUCGAAACAGCAUGUGAGAGCUCUCAAUACCCAAUUUGCAAGUUGGGUACAAGCUCAACUACAAAACCACCCUGACGAGCUUUGGGAAGAUGGAGUACAGGACUACUUAAAUCAUGCUACAAGCAUCAUGGUGAAAUUUAGUGACGUUGUUAACUGGUUGAAAGCUACUGCUGCAAAAGGAGGGAGUCUAGGCGAGCUCCGAUCUGAUGAUGCUCAAACAAAACCUGCAUCGGAAAUUGCGAAGAACAGUUUUAAGUUGUUUAUGGACAAACCUGCGAUUCCGACGGGAACAACUACAAGUUUUCCUCCAGCAACAACUACAAGUUUUACUACAGCAACAACAUCAAGUUUUACUACAGCAACAACAUCAAGUUUUCCUACAGCCACAGCAGCAAACGUUCCUGCUGCAACAACACCAAGCUUUGGAACAUCGUGGAAACCUGGAGGUCUCUUUAACAAUAAUACUCCUUUCACAUUUGGAGGAAGCCAGGUUUCAAUUUUUGGAAAUGCCAAUGCAGUUCCGUCUAGCGAUGGCGCUUCAAAUGAGGCUGACGGGGAAGAUGAUGUCGAACAGCCUAGCAGCCCAUCCGUGAAAAAGAGUCAAGAGAAGGGAAUUAUUGUUGUGCACGAAGUAAAAUGCAAGCUUUAUGUAAAGUCAACUGAUCCAACGGACAAAGAUACUUGGAAAGAUAAAGGCAUGGGCCAACUUAGUAUCAAAUGCAACGAAGGCAUCAGUAAGGGCACCAAAGAAUCGAAACCAACCAUUAUUAUACGUAACGAUGUCGGAAAAGUGCUACUCAAUGCACUGUUAUACCCCGGCAUCAAAACAAACAUGCAAAAGAACUCUGUAGUGACAAUAUUUCAUACCUCGGCUGAUGGUGAGAGCAACGACAAGGUUGUUGCUCGGACUUUUUUGAUGAAAACAAAGAACGAAGAGGACCGGAAUAAACUAGCAGCUUCUAUUAAGGAAUAUGCUCCUGCAGUUUGAGAUUUUGUAGGUUAAACCAUUUUGUGUUGUACUUCUAGCUGGAGAGCGACAUACUUGCAUUUGCAUUAUCGGGAUUUUCGCAGGCUUGUAAUUUUUGAAGAUUUUCGAAGGGGGCUUAAAAGGGAAGUUUGGUAAGAUGUAUAAUUAUAAAUACAACUUCAUAUAAAUUUUAGGGAAAGCAAGAUAUAUGCUGUGCAGAAAAAAACAUUUUCGAAUGCUCUUUCAAAUAACUUUUAUUUUUUGUUUUUUUCGCUU